CGCUGGUUUGAGGUGCUUUGCGUCAUGUGGUGACUGAAAACUUGUGCAAAAUGAUAUCUAAAGCUACUUUAGGUAUCGCUGCUGCUGGGGCAGGAAUAUGUUUUAUUGGAUAUUGUAUAUAUUUUGACAAGAAAAGAAGGAGUGACCCGUUAUUUAAGACAAGGUUGCGAGAAAGAAGAAAAAGGGCUAAAGAACACAAACCUUCUAAAUCAUCAUCCACUGAGUUUCCCAACCUGUCUGAUCCUCAGGCAAUGCAGAGGUUUUUCUUACAGGAGGUGCAGUUAGGGGAAGAACUGCUGGCUGGAGGAGAGAUAGAGGAUGGUGUAGAACACCUGGCCAAUGCUGUAGCAGUGUGUGGUCAGCCUCAGCAGCUUCUCCAGGUGCUCCAGCAGACACUGGCUCCUCAGAUAUUCCAACUACUUCUGCAAAAACUUCUGCUGUCAGCCAGAAACUGACAUCCCUAAAUGCUGUCCCAAAAGAAGCCACUAUUACACCACUGGAGGAUGACUUAGAGUAACUGACCAACAGGCAUGCUUGAAAAAUCUGGUAAAACCUGUAUCCAUGGCAACCAGAUACUCCACCUGAGAUACAUGAUAAUGUUACGAGGCGACAUGAGAGAAGAGUGCAGUUAAAAGGACAUAUACCCUGGAUAGAUCUCUGAAGAGGUGUUCGCCUGGUAUUUUAUGUUCUUACGUGGGACAGAUCAUUGCAUCAUAUUAACAGGAGUGUGAACAGCUUGCUAACAUGAUUCACUGAUCUGCUUUCUGCAUACCGUACAGUCCUGUUUUGUGGUAGAAAUAACUGACAUGCAUGUAUUUUUAUGUCAAUGACUUGAAAAUGACAAACCUCAUUUUGUGUUCGAUCAUCACUCUUAUAUUAACACCUUUUCUACUCUGGGCUAUACCGCAUAUAUUUUAAAUACUGUAUCCUCUGAGGAAGUGUACUUUCCUCAACCUGUCCACUGGAUAAUUAUGAAGAUGUGAUAUUCUUUGGAUGUCCAAUAUCACAAGAAGCUCAAAAGAUAAAAUAUUGAAAAGAACAUAGGGAGUUUGAUGUUUGAUGUUGGCAAGCUGCCAGUAUGUAUUGGAAAGAGCUGUUUUUGUAUUGAGUCAGUAAUAUAGACUUGCAUUUUAGAUGAACAUAAGCAUCAUAGAAUAGACCAUCAAGACAAACGUUUCAUCUUAUUAUAACAAUUUUAUUGAGUGAAUGUUUGCAAUAAGUUGCACUUGUAUACUGUAUAAAGAAUAAAGGUACUGGGUGGUAAUGUAUUAAUUUUGCUUUUUACUUUUGCUGUGUGUUAAUUUAAAUGGGAGACAAAAUUAACCUAUGUCAUAUUAGCUGAUAAACCACUUUACAAAGUGGCAAAAAUAAAAAGUUUAACGUGACAU
Molecule: messenger RNA, 1388 nt
Organism: Liolophura sinensis
Lineage: Eukaryota; Metazoa; Mollusca; Polyplacophora; Chitonida; Chitonidae
Product: mitochondrial import receptor subunit TOM20 homolog
Exons: 5
Coding region: 51-455 (134 amino acids)
Biological process (GO): intracellular protein transport; protein targeting; tRNA import into mitochondrion
Cellular component (GO): mitochondrial outer membrane translocase complex
Molecular function (GO): transmembrane protein transporter activity
Source: RefSeq, a predicted model, not a curated record